AUGGAAGGCUUCAGCGGCGGACUUCCGGGUGGUGCCAGCGCCAGGACGCCCACGGAGGCUCGCCAGGUGCCUGUCGUAGGCCCGCCUUUGACGCAAAUAGAGACUCACUUUGAGGGUUCACUGGUCUCUGAAUAUGGACAACAGCAGCAGCAGCAGCCUCACGACUUGUUCCUCCGGUACCAGGCCGUGUCCAGGAUACCGCACGGCCUGGGUUCGUCCCUAGACUACCGCGUUCCUCCCGUCAUUCCAAUGCGCGAUGCGCAAGCAGCACUGCCAAGACCGGCUACCCUGCCAGACCUGUCUCGACUGUCCAGUGGAGCAGACGCCAGUGGCGAAAACGAGCACGCACUUCCAUUCCAGGACCAGCAGUUCAAGUGCCUUUCGGAGCGCAGCCGACCUCGAGCCCGGCUGACCCGGUCUAAGGCAGUGACCGCGAUGCACCUCGACCUGUCGCCAUCUCAGGACUGUUGUGCUCGCGACCUACCCUCCUGCGGCGGCAACGGUGCCAUAGUCUCGUCUCAGGGCUGCUUCGUGCCGAGCCCCUGCUCAUCCUACACCUCGGGCCACUCGGCUUCUGUGCCCCACUCGGCGAGCCCCGAGGACCCAUUCGACUGCUUCGCGGACUUCCAGGAGGAGGAAUUCUUCGCUCAAGACGGCAUAGUCGGUGACGUUAAGGACUCGGUGUUCGUGGCUGAGAAGCAGUCUUUCGGCGAAGACCUCAGUUCGUUGGGUCUUUUCGUUCAACACGAUCAAGUGUUUGACGCCGCGAGUCCAGCCGGGUCCUUGGUCAGGGGCGACAACCUCGAGGUUCAGCGGUUCUCUCUUCCUGAGGUCGCAGCCACCAGGGAAGACGUCUGUAAGAGCGUGAACGACGAAGAGUCUCCCGUGGCUGCACUUUUCGAAGCUGACGAACAGCUGAGGAUGGCGCCAGACGUGGGGUCAAGCUGCUCAGACCUGUCAGCCAUGACCAGUUCUUCUCCCACACUGUCAACGUUCACCAGCAACCGCAGCUCUGCUAGAUCUUCGUUCACUAGCCGUCGGAGCAAGAGGUCGCUGUCCAUAUCGCCCACAUCUACGGACGGCAUGGACUUAAACACCAUCAUCCGCUCGUCGCCCACCUCACUGGUAGCGUAUCUCAAUGGAAACCGCGGUCCUUCCUCUACCUCGGCAGCGUCAAGCCUGGCGACGGCGACCGCAGCCUUAGGUGCGUAUGGCCAUCUUUCGGCUAGACCAUCCAGUCCACGCGGAAACGCACAGCACCGCAUAAGCACGCCAUACUCGCCGACGCUCCUCAAGAUGGCAGCCAAGGAAGAACCAAGCUCUCCCUUCGACAACACUGGUUUUGUCCUACAGGCUAUCGACGAGGUGGACCCACUGGUCGAUUUCAGAGACUAUGACUUCUUGGAACCCGAGGACAAUCUGGCCGUUGUCCAGCAACAAGAAGCUGAUAAAGUGCUACCUGUGGCGGUCGUCGCCGACGGAGCAAGCGAGCGCGCUGGUCCCGCAUCGCAGGCCAUCGGGUACGGCGAAGCGGUGGUCGACUCGACCCAACCCCUUCCCAGCGUGGCGUCCCUUCUCGUGGACCUGCAGAAGCCACCGCCGCCUUCGUACGACCAGCACAUGGCUAGAAAGCUUGCCUUCCAGAAGAUGUACUCCUCCGACAGCAGUCAGCCUUCUAACUACUCGAGCUUCGAGAGCACCGGCUCGGCGGACGCCGCAGAGCUGGCAGAGGUCGACUCAACGACGGGAUGCGAGCUGUUUCCGCAGCAACCACAGCAAUCCCAGCAGCCACGGUCGUACGACUGCCAGUGGAUCGACUGCCGGGCGCUGUUCGACGACCAGGAGAUGCUGGUGCGUCACAUCGAGUCGUGCCACAUAGACCAGAAGGUCCGAGACGAGUACACGUGCUUCUGGCAGAGCUGCCCGCGCCGCCACCGGCCGUUCAACGCCCGCUACAAGCUGCUCAUACACAUGCGCGUCCACUCCGGCGAGAAGCCCAACCGGUGCACGUUCGACGGAUGCACCAAGGCCUUUUCCCGACUGGAGAACCUCAAGAUUCACCUUCGUUCGCACACGGGUGAACGCCCGUACUCCUGCCAGUACCCGGGCUGUCCUAAGGCGUUCAGCAACUCCUCGGACCGCGCCAAACAUCAGCGAACACAUCAGGACACGAAGCCGUACGCCUGCAUGAUUCCUGGCUGCUGCAAGAGGUACACGGACCCCAGCUCACUACGAAAGCACUACAAGAACCACCUCUCCAAUGAAGACGCAGCGAGAAAAAAGAUACGAAGCGAGAACGAGCCCAACUCGGUAGGAAGUGGCAACCCAGGAAGCAUGGCUGACAGUGGCCUCGAUCCAAGCCUGCAGCCGGCGUAUUCGUUACGAGACAGACCUAAACUGGAGCACGCUGACAGCGGCAUUGGACGCUCUCCGGGUGCCAGCUCCGUCAACGACUACAGGCCAGGCCCUGGGUCUAGGCUGCUUCACUUGAGCCACAGCGACAACGAUAUUCGUAGCCGCUCGUCACCCAACAGCCGUUACGCCCGGAGUCCAGGAAUCUCGGACGACAAACUCCACCCUCAGGGCUAUCCGAUCCCUCUCUUCCGGACGAGCUCCUUCACUGAGACGAGCCUGCCCCGCAGCCCUACGACCAGCGUCCUGCUCGAAGUGCCUCGCUCGGAAGCCCACUUCACGUCCACAGGAGGCCAGCAUUACUCGCUGGAGGUCCCCGUGCCACCGCAGCAGCGCACGUCAUCGAUGGACCAGCAGGAAGAUGACAUCCAGGAGGCCCUGGCAUUGCACAACAUGCGCCAGAUGCGACCGCUGGAGCACCUCGGGGACUCGCUCAGUUCCCGAGAGGACUCCGCCGACGAGGCACCGCCACUGCCCCUGGACCAGCAGCCUUUACCUCCGUUUGACGCCUUCUACUCAUCCUGCCUGCUUUUCGAGGAUCCGUCACACUUCGGAGGGGUGUCCUGA
Messenger RNA from Rhipicephalus microplus (southern cattle tick), 2979 nucleotides. RefSeq lists its product as uncharacterized. Gene Ontology annotation, molecular function: RNA polymerase II cis-regulatory region sequence-specific DNA binding; DNA-binding transcription factor activity, RNA polymerase II-specific. Gene Ontology annotation, cellular component: nucleus. The record is from RefSeq and is a predicted model, not a curated record. Gene Ontology annotation, biological process: regulation of transcription by RNA polymerase II. NCBI's taxonomy places the organism in Eukaryota, Metazoa, Arthropoda, Arachnida, Ixodida, Ixodidae.